Messenger RNA from Sporisorium graminicola, 3060 nucleotides. RefSeq lists its product as uncharacterized. The record is from RefSeq and is a predicted model, not a curated record. Gene Ontology annotation, cellular component: MCM complex; nucleus. Bases 1 to 3060 code for a protein of 1019 amino acids. Gene Ontology annotation, biological process: DNA strand elongation involved in DNA replication; mitotic DNA replication initiation; double-strand break repair via break-induced replication. The transcript has 2 exons. Lineage: Eukaryota; Fungi; Basidiomycota; Ustilaginomycetes; Ustilaginales; Ustilaginaceae. Gene Ontology annotation, molecular function: single-stranded DNA binding; single-stranded DNA helicase activity; ATP binding.
AUGUCGACCCCCGGCGGUCCACCCAGCGAUGCCGAGAUGCGCGAGGCUGAACAGCGAACGCCCCUCGCACCAGCAUCGCUGUCCAACAGGAAUCCAGCAGGAGCUUCGUCGCCACUCGCAUUCCCUUCCAGCAGCCCUCUCAAAAGCCAGGCAUCAAGCGUAAGAGCUCCGCAAAGCUCACUAGCCGCUUCCUCGCCACUGCACUUUCCCACUUCAUCCCCGUCGGCCAGAACGUCACGGGGCCAGAGGACACCCCUGGCUUCGGCACGCCGCAACCAAAAUGCAGAGAACCGACUGCCUUCGAGCAGUAGUGGUAUCUCUCGACUCGACGAGCCCCUCUUCUUCCCCAGCUCUGGCGGCAGCACUCCGCGUCACCAGCGUCGUGGCGAGAUCCACUCGUCUGUCGCCCUCUCCUCGCCGUCUUUGCUCAGGAGGAACCGUUUCGACAAUGCUGCGACGGACACCGCCGGCCAGGCUCCAGGGGCACCUGCUCGUGCUUCCUCUGUAUUCGGUGGCAGUCAGCCUACUGCCGAUGGCCACAGCGAUGCCUUGAGCUUCUCGCAACAUGGCGUCACCAGCGAUGCCGCUGCUCCAGGACAAGACGGCGUCUCCAAGGUCAUCUGGGGCACUAAUGUGUCCAUCGGAGAGACCAUGGAGAUGUUCCGGUCCUUCCUUCGCGGCUUCCGCCUCAAGUACAGGUGGGCACACGCAAAGAAGCUCGGACAACCCCUUCCCCCCGCUGCCACUGGUAACCCGGCUGAGGGCGAACGUCUGGUCUACGAGGGUUAUCUCCGUCGCAUGAGGAUCACCGACCAGACUAAUCUCAACCUCCGCAUCUCGGAUCUCGAAGCCUACCCUCCCUCGAAGCGACUCAAGAUGCAACUCAUCCGUUACCCGCAGGAAAUGGUUCCCAUCAUGGACCAGGUCCUCAAGGACGAGAUGCUCGAGAUGGCUUACGAGGAUCAAAAGGAAGGCCGCGAUGGCAUGGGUGGCGAUAUGGGCCUCGCCGAGAUCGAGCUCAUGGAGACCAAGCUGUAUAAGGUGCGCCCCUACGGUGCCGAGGCCAUCAACAUGCGCGAUCUCAACCCAGCCGACAUCGACAAGCUCGUGACCGUGCGCGGUCUCGUAAUUCGAGCUACCCCCAUUAUCCCUGAGAUGAAGCAAGCCUUCUUCCGCUGCCUCGUCUGCAACCACACUGUUCCCGUCGAGAUCGACCGAGGCCGCAUCGCCGAACCGGACCGCUGUCCUCGACAAGUAUGCAACCUGCAGGGCUCCAUGUCACUGAUCCACAACCGCUGUGAGUUCUCGGACCGCCAGGUGGUCCGCAUCCAGGAAACGCCCGACGUCGUUCCUGAUGGUCAGACCCCUCACACGGUCAGCAUGUGUGCCUACGACGAACUGGUGGACGUCAGCAAGCCCGGUGACCGCGUCGAGAUCACCGGUAUUUUCCGAAGCACACCCGUCCGCGUCAACCCACGACAGCGCAGCCUGAAGAGUCUUUACAAGACAUUUGUCGACAUUCUGCACAUCAAGCGCACCAACGGCAAGAGGCUCGGCGUCGAUCUGUCGACGCGAGACGCUUCCGAGCAGGCGGCUGGUCCGGGCGCUCAGGCCGUCGGCGUGGGUGGCGAAGAGGAGGACGAGGAUGUCGAGGUGCAGAGCGGCUCUGGGGCUGACGCCGACGAUGCAGACAUGCCUCGCAGCCAAGACCUCGAGGACAAGCUACGCUCCAUCGCUGAUCGUCCUGAUGUCUACGACGUGCUUUCGCGGAGCUUGGCGCCAAGCAUCUACGAGAUGGACGACGUCAAGAAGGGUAUCUUGCUGCAACUCUUUGGAGGCACCAACAAGACAAUCAGCACAGGCGGCGGCGGCGGCGGCCCUCGCUACCGAGGAGACAUCAACGUGCUCAUGGUCGGUGACCCGGGUAUCGCCAAGAGUCAGAUUUUGCAGUACGUGCACAAGAUUGCGCCACGAGGUGUUUACGCUUCCGGUAAAGGCUCUUCGGCCGUCGGUCUCACUGCGUAUGUGACCCGCGACCCUGACACCAAGCAGCUCGUUCUAGAGUCCGGUGCACUCGUGCUGUCUGACGGCGGUGUCUGCUGUAUCGACGAGUUCGACAAGAUGUCGGAAGCCACUCGAAGUGUGCUGCACGAAGUCAUGGAGCAACAGACGCUGAGUAUCGCCAAAGCCGGCAUCAUCACCACACUCAAUGCACGUGCCUCGAUCCUCGCAGCCGCCAACCCUACGGGCUCUCGCUACAACGUCAACCUGCCCAUCACCAAGAACAUCGACUUGCCGCCAACGCUGAUCAGUCGAUUCGACCUGGUCUACCUCGUGCUGGACAAGAUCGACGAGGCUAACGACCGUCGCCUCGCGCGCCACCUGGUCAGCCUGUACCUCGAGGACAAGCCUGACACGGGAGGCAAGGACGUGUUGCCUAUCGAGACGCUCACGGCAUACAUCUCAUAUGCUCGUAAUCGCAUCCAGCCCAUCCUCACCAAGGAAGCGGGCGACGCGCUAGCGGCACGCUACGUCGAGUUGCGUAAAGUGGGCGAAGAUCCCCGCAGUGCCGAGCGCCGAAUCACGGCAACGACGCGACAGCUCGAGUCGAUGAUCCGUUUGUCUGAGGCGCACGCUCGCAUGCGAUUUGCCGACGAGGUCAUCGUCGACGACGUCGAGGAAGCCGCGCGUCUCAUCCGCGAGGCAGCCAAGUCUUCGGCCACCGACCCACGUACGGGGCUCAUCGACCUGGACCUCAUCAACACCGGUCGAUCGUAUCACCAGCGUAAACUCGCCGGCGACCUGCGACGCGAGUUCCUGCAGCUGCUCGACGAGAUGGGCAGCACCUCUGGCAGGGCUACUUCUCCGUCGGGCCCCUCAUCGACGGCUCCUACCAAGGCGGUCCGUUACGCGGAUCUGUUCAAGGCGCUCAACGAUCAAUCCACGGUGCCUGUGGACCAGACGGAUCUGUACGAGCUCGUCCGCACGCUCGAGAGCGAGGGCGUCAUUAAGACCGCAGGCGAGCGCGAACGCAGGACGGUGCGUCGCAUCAGCUCGUGA